AUCAUUUAUCUAUCUUCAAUGUUGGAUUGCGAUAUCACGUGCACUUUCGUCGUCCUUGUGUGAAAAUAUAAUCAAAGAUGCCGAUUUUUCAUAGAAUUGUGUGGAAAUUAUAUAAUUUUAUAAUGACCAAAGCAUUUUUAAAACAUUUCCCUGUCAACUCCGUACUUAGUAAAAGAAGAAACAUAAGGAUCAUGAACCACGUUACUUUCUCCUACGCCGAUACUGUUAAGACAUUAAACUCCCUUCAGAGUAUUACUCCUAAACUAACUAAACAUCCCGAUGAAUCGAAAUUAAGACAGGUGAACAUGUUUUUAAAUAGAUGCAGUAUAAGCUGUCAAGACUUGGACCAGCUUUCGGUUAUUCAUGUGGCUGGCACGAAAGGUAAAGGAUCAACAUGCGUUUAUUGCGAACAGUUAUUGAUGAAAAAAGGAUAUCGUACCGGUUUAUUUACGUCUCCACAUUUAAUCACUGUGACCGAAAGAUUCCGAAUCAAUGGCAAAAGUAUUUCAGAAGAAAUGUUUGUUACCUACUUUUGGAAAACUUACAAUACAUUAAAAUCUCAACAAACAUACAAAGGAGAUAUGCCAUCGUAUUUUGCAUUUUUAACUGUUAUGGCGUUCAAAAUGUUCACAAAUGAAAAAGUCGAUGUCGCAAUUAUUGAGACUGGAAUGGGAGGAGAAUAUGAUAGUACUAAUAUUUUAAAGAAAGUACCAAUUGUAGGAAUAUCGUCAUUGGGUUUUGACCACACAGCUGUUUUAGGAAAUACAUUAGAAGAAAUAGCAUGGCAAAAGAGUGGUAUAAUGAAGCCAAACUCUGUAACAAUAAUUUCUCAUGAUCAGCCACCGGAAACAUAUAAUACCCUUAAGAAACGCAGUUUAGAGAAAAAAGCGUUAUUAUUGGAAGCUCCACCGAUUGAUUUAUACGAGUGGCAUGGGAAUCCUCUUAAUUUAGACAUGAUUAAUUCAGUUCAAAAGAUUAAUGUUUCACUUGCAAUCCAGCUGGCUUAUGCUUGGAUUAAUCGAAAUAACAUUCAUGUAUGGAUUGAAAAAUGCAAACCGGGAUCAAAAGGUAUACAGCAGGCUCCGAUUUGGAAAUUAAAUCAACAUGAUAAAACUGUAAUAAAUAAUGUCAAGUGCCCAGGCCGAAAUCAAGUAAUAAAUGUAUCACAAAAUUUGACUUAUUUUUUGGACGGAGCUCAUACAAUUGAAAGCAUAACAUUAUGUAGUAAAUGGUUUUUUGAGCACUAUCCACAGUCUCACGAAAGGGUGAAAAAUAUACUAAUAUUUAAUAUUACUGCUCAAAGAGAUUAUAGAACCUUUCUACACAUUUUGUUAAAUGGAAAUGAAAUAGACUUGGUUAUACUGUGUCCAAUAAUUACGUAUUUUAACGAUUCUAGACCAGAUGCAGUUGAUAGAAAUUAUGUUUAUGAAGAACAAUUGGAAAAAUGUGAACAAAUUAGAAAGACUAUAAGUUUUUGCAACGUUAAAGUAUUGAAAUCGAUUAAAGAAGCAAUUGAUCAUGUAUCAUCAUUAAGCUCUUCCGACAGUAACAUAUUUUUUCGGGUGUUAGUUACAGGCUCGUUAAAGCUUGUUGGCGGAGCACUAGAUGUACUCAAAUACUGAUAAUUUUUUUUUUAAAUUUAUAUAUUAAAAUAUUUUAACAGUAAAAUACAAAUUUUAUUAUUGUUAUUUAUUUAGCUUUAAAACCAUUGUUUUCAUUCCAUUAACAUUCUACUUAAGUUUUUUUUACAAUGUUUUGUUAUUAUUGUUA
This is a messenger RNA of Adelges cooleyi (spruce gall adelgid), 1770 nucleotides long. It is a transcript of the gene Fpgs1, whose product is annotated as folylpolyglutamate synthase, mitochondrial. Gene Ontology annotation, molecular function: ATP binding; tetrahydrofolylpolyglutamate synthase activity. Lineage: Eukaryota; Metazoa; Arthropoda; Insecta; Hemiptera; Adelgidae. The coding region runs from base 78 to 1622 and encodes 514 amino acids. The record is from RefSeq and is a predicted model, not a curated record. The transcript is spliced from 10 exons. Gene Ontology annotation, biological process: tetrahydrofolylpolyglutamate biosynthetic process. Gene Ontology annotation, cellular component: mitochondrion; cytosol; cytoplasm.